GAUUGGUCGGCUGCGAUUUUAGAAACGUAGCUCGGUCAGCCGUCUGCCGUCACGUCGUCACUUGUUUUUCCAUUGUUGCUGUAGUUUUAGUACUCUAGUCUCUUUGUGAUUAUUUGAUUCCAGUUUUUAGUUUUAAUUUGAUAUUUUGCUUGAACUGCUGUUUGUCGUACGUUACUACGGUACUAGUCCUCGAGCCUCUCAUGAGGAAGCAUUUUUUUUUAUUUGAGGUUGUGUGACAUACGGAAUAGUGCAAGUGAUUUGUCGAAUUAGAAACGCGUAAAUUCUGCUGCCUUUAAUAGGGCUUUGAUUAAUUUUAUUCACUUAUGUGUGUCAAGCUGCACGCAAAACUUAUUCACAAUAUUAGUUUGAACUUUAGAAAUUACUACAAUGCGAGAAGAAAUCUCAGCAGCAGUUCUCUUUUUAGUCCGCCUGAUAGAGAAAAGCGAAAACUUUAACAAAGAACAGCUGGAAGAUUUUAAGUUGCGUCUAUCCGAACUUCUUGUUGAACGUUUUGAAAAUCAUUGGUUUCCCGAUAAACCUUUUAAAGGUCAGGGAUAUAGGUGCAUAAGAGUAAAUGAACGUGACAGGAGGGAUGCUACCCUUGAACAAGCAGCUCGAGCAUGUGGCAUAAAGUAUGAAGACAUGAAACUUCCAGUGGAAUUGACACUUUGGGUGGAUCCUAACGAAGUUUGCUGCCGGUUCGGCGAAAACAAAGGAUCGUACUGUACAUUAGCAUCAUUCAGUGACAAGGAGAACCGGCUGGUGAAGAAGGAGCCUGGCUCCACUGAGGACAUGUCAAGUGCAAGUAGCGAAGGAGAAGAGCCGACGCCAACGGGCAAACUUCGUUCGAAAACUGCUGCUGAAAAGAAGCCCCAGGUGUCGCCAUUGUCACCUAGAAAUGCUCGACAAGGAGGCGGUAACAACAACAACAACAACAAUACAAAGAAGUCGUCAGGAGGUGGCAACAACAAGCAGAAGCAAAACCACAACAACAACAACAACGGCAGCAUGCGCCGGCCGAACAACAUGGCGGGUAGCGGGGGUCACUUGGGCGGAUCGCAGUCAUGGACUCAGUCGUGGUACGCCAGCCUGAUGACGCCGCACUGGAUGGGAGGCCACCAGGGGGGGCCCCUGCCGCCCCCGCACCCCCUGCACCCGGCCGCCAUGAUGCGCAACCGCCCCCUGCCACCCCCACAUCCCCUGCACCCCGCCGCCAUGCCGCCGCGCUACGCCAACUGGCCCAAGGCUCCGCUCAAGGUCUAGCAGCCUCCACCAAUCUGCUACUUGCCCACAUCUUACUAUAGUAGUAGACCAACGACUAAUAUUUUUAUGCAAAACAUCGAGAUCUACAAAUUUCGUGUAAUUCAUUGACUCAACUAGUGUCUCCCUUUGAUAUCUCGUCAAUGUUGCGGAUAUGAAAAUUUCACUGUUGUAAUAUUGAUCUCUCAAUAUCAACUUUGUCCUACACUACCUAUUAUCUCUGUCAAUAUUGUAAAUAAUAUGUUAUUCCAAAUUUAACAUUAUGUGUGUAUAGAUGUGUAUACUUUAUGUUGUUAUAUCAACUUGUUCAACUACCAACCAUGUUCAUGUUUUUGCUGUAUAGAAAUUUUAUCAUUGGAAACAAUAUCCCUUUUUGUACAUACAAAUUGAGAUGAAUAUAAUAUAUUAUAUAUGGAAUUAACUACAAAUUAUAUAUGUGUGAAACGCCACACAUAGUCUAUUAUAGAAUUUCUAAGGUCGUAACUAUUGAUAUGUAGAUUUGAAAAGAAAUUAAGUAUCUUUUGAUGAACUAACUAAUUAGAACAGUUAUGUAUAAUUCUAUUUUUUAGGUAGCAUUAUAGUUAACAUCGCUAGUUUUGUCAAAAUUGAAAUAAAAUUAGCAUUUUCAUCGAAACAAUUUUAUAUUUCUUGUAAAUAUAUCGCAGUUAUUCAAUUAUAUAGUUCACGUAUAUCAUUUGCUUUAAUAGAAUAGAGAAUCGUUGAACGUAUCUAUGUGGGAGAAAGAAUAUUAGUAUUUUAUAAUGUAUAAUUGCAUAUAUUAUACCUCCAUCCAGUAUUUCUUGCCAUAUUUAUGUUUCCUGGACUACUAUAAUAGGUCAAUAGACUAUUAUUAUCAUCAAAGUACAUUAUUUAACUUUCGGAUGAACUUAACUAGUAAUUAUAUAUCUUUUCUCAUUAUGUGUUAUUUUGUACUCAUUAUAAUAGCAGAGUAGCUUUUUCGUUGUCGGUAAUUUGGAAUUUAAAUGUUUUUUCUUAUUCACUAAUAACUAUUACACUUAACUAUGCGUUCUUCCAGACAAGUGAGAUCACUUCGUCCUAAAAUUGACAUGCUCAAUUCAAUAAUAAUUAUAAGCCAUAGUUUAAUAUUUUAAACAUACGGUCAACAAUUGCAUCAUCGAAGAAAGUGAAUAGCAAGUUAAUUUGUACUUGACUAAAUAUAAAGUAAGUCGAUGAUGAGCUUCUAGAUCGCCGGCCUCACCAUUGAUCUCACGUGACCGGUGUACAAUGAUCAUUCUUAGCAUUAUUUAAUCCUCUAAUUCUGCAUAAUAUUUAUCUUGAAUUAUCUCCAGUAAUAUUCAUUUUAUUAAUAAUCCAUAAUCUGUUUUGUGUUUUGUUUUCAAUAAAUUGGAAUUAAGGAAAUCACUUCUUAUUAUUUAUGUGGUUUACAAAAGGGGUUUAAAAUCUUUUUGAUUUAUUCACAGGUUUUUACAUCAAAUAGGAAAUUCUUUUCAAUCACUGCUAAUGCUUUAUUGCUAAUAAGUUGCUCUUAUUUUUACUACAUCAGAUUAUUAACGUAUUCUCUACUUUGGACCAUUUCCACUAAGCACGCGAUGAUAGAAAAAGUCCAUAAUUUAGAGGUUGGUAUAUUCAGUUUUAAUGUCAUUUUCAAUGUAACUCGUAAGAAAUGUUAAAAAUAUAGGGUAAAGAAAUUUUCAAGUACUGUAGAAUAAUUUAAGAUUUUGAAGGUGAAAUCCUUACCACCUUUCCAAUAUUCAUCCAAUGGAAUAAUGACUGUUAAUUAAUGUCAAUUUUUCAUGGAUAAAGUUUGACUAUUUUGUUAAAAUUGAACAGAGCAUUAACAAAUCAAACUGUUCAUAGAAAAUGUAUUUAAAAUAAAAUUAGGCUAUAAAUAUAUUAUAAAAAUUCUACCAAUUCCAUAUUUUAUUGGUGUUUUUUAUUUGCUGUAAUAAUAAUAAAUUAUGCUCACGUAAAUUGAGGAAGUUUAGAAAUGCUACCUCUAAAUGUUGGUAACCAGAAAAAUAAAUUUGCUCACGAUAUUGGAAUUUGCUACGAACUGUUAAUAGUAAAGCCAUGUUAUGGUGAAAUCAGAACUCCUUUGUUGAUGUAUGUUCAGUAAAUUAGUUAUGGCUAAUGUUUUUAUGUUGCUCUUAACUCUCCUUCAAUCACCUUAUUCUCAACCUCAAAAAGUAGGUGCAAGUCCGAUUCAAGGCUCAUUGACAACUUCGCAUUUGCUAUGAAUGUAGUAGAUAGUGUUAUCAAUGUUGUAAUUAUUGUACUCUCGCAUGUAUCAUUAAUUCUACAAACAGCUGUCAUGUGUCUAGGAGCUGAUUACUGUAUAUCUUAAUGUACAGAAAUAUAUAUUGUAUAAUGAAGAAUGGUUACGGAACUUGAUUAUCACCGUGAUCCUCAAAUAUUAUUGUCUCGAACCAAAUGAUUUUAUUGACGUUUUUAGCAAACUUAGUCGAUGUUAAAUUUGUACCGCAUCUUAAUAACUAAUUGGUUUUGGUGUGAAAAAAUGAAUAGCUUAUUAGUAUAGAUAUUGUAUUGUAUUUUAGAUGUUUCAGUGUUUUUAUCUUGGAAGCUAAUAUAUCUAUAUUUUGUGCUAAGAAUGCUUAUUAUUAGUCGUGGUAUUUGGGAUUUGCAGGCGAAUAAAUCGCAAUAAAUGUUGCUUGUGAUGCGAACCCUUUGCACUUGUCGAGAAGUAUUGAAACUUUUUAAAUUUGAUGUUAUAUCUAUUUAGCAUUAGUAACUAGAAUCGUUCGUAAAUGUAUUUCAAAGUGAAAUAAUAAAUAUCCUACCUACAACUCAUAUUAUUGUUGAUGUAGCAUCUUCCAAAUUUUAUCCAUGUUAUGAUAGCACAGUCUUAUUCUUUACAAGAACAUUAUGAUCACCAGCUUUAAGAAAUAUGGUCGAGGAUCUUGAAGAAAUAUGCUAUUGAAGAAUUUUGAAAAAUACAGAAGCGCCUUGAUUAUCCGACCAAGUUAGUGUACUACAAUACUUGAUAAAUAACUGUUCUACUUUUAUAACUGGAAGCUUUAGCAGAAUGAUUUUUAUCAUUAACUUGAAAUAUUCAUUCAGCUGUAAUCUUGAUACUUCUCGAAUUGCUGUAACAUAUUUUUUCACCUAAUACUAUACAGCUAAAUCCAUUUUCCUUAUUUUAGCGUUCCUAUUAUUCUCCGGUAGUCCCUCAAGUGACUGAUAAUCGAGGUGCUACUCUUAAUUGGAUAAAGUAAAUAGUAGUUUGAAAUAUUUUUCUGGAAUGUCUUAAAUAGAGUGAACUCUUGAAUGAAUGAAUGAACCAUGUAACUAGGUAACUUAUAAUUUUCAAGUUGCAGUUUCAGUUAAUGAAACUUACCGUAUAUUAACUUAUAUUAUAACCAUUAUUAAUAAAAAGCUCACUGAUCAUUUAUUGAACUAAGAUUAAAUUUUAUUGUAUCACAAAAUUUGAUAAUGCUGCAUUUUCUUCAAGUCAGUAGCACUUGGAUUCUCAAGUAUUGUUUCUUAAUCUUAUGGCCUAUGGCUGUGAUAUAGAAAUUAUUGGACUUUUUAACAUCACAUGACUGAUGUCGAAAUAAAAUUAAAUAGACUAAAUAAAUUAUAUCAGAGAAAUUGGAUAAAAUUUAGCUGAGUGUUGAAUUGUUAUUUUGGAGUGUGUUGUUAUUUAUGACAAAUAUGAAGGUUUAUUGUAAAAGAAGAUUUCUAUUAAAUAAAUAUUCUCAUAGAUUUUUAUUUCCGCUAGAAUUAUCUGGCUAAUGUUGAUAUGUAUUAUAUAUUAUAUACCAUUUUCAAAUUUAUCUUAAAAGAGCUGAUAACGUUACCAAUUUUGACUUCUCGUCAUUAAGAUGAGUUAUUCGAAUUAUGUUCGUACUCUGUACGCAAAACUCCAAUUUAUUGUGUGAGUUGUUACAUUUGUGCCAGAUAAACUUGAAAUCAAAUUUUAUGUCGUUUUAAAAUGUGCCACUUGCUGACCACAAUUGUUUAAUGAAAUUAGCCUUGUAUUCUUGUUUCUUAUGUACAUUGAUUUUCCCUAUUAUUUUGUUACCGUACUCAACAUAUUCACUGGACAAUUGUACUUAAUAAUGUUGAGGAUAAACCAGAUAGUACAAUUUUGAAUUUUCAUUAUAUCAUAUUCAGAUUCUCUCAAUAUGUCCGGUUCUAUUAAUCUUACUUUUCUAUUUUCUGUCCUUGAAUAGAAAAUAGAGUCUUGAAUCAUAUCCAGAAAUUAAUCUCAAUUGCAAAGUCAACAGAAAUUUCACUAUCUGGAGCUUUCUCGCCUAUCCCAAUUUUUGUUUUGUCCAUUGAUAGUGUGCUAUAGUUUUUAUAGAACGAACACUAUAACUUCAAUUUGAGAAUUGAGGAAUACACAUUCCCGAAUAAUUAUUACAUUUUUGACAAAUCAAAAUUGUUUUGCAUUGUAAUCUCUUCUAAACUGUUUUUAAAUAGUGUCCGUCUUAAGUUAUGGAAAUAUUCACAUUUUUGUAUGUAUUUUUCUACUAAACAUUUUUGUGCUGACUAGAAAUAUUGAACAAAAAUGAUUAAAAUACUAAUAAAUUUAAUUGAAAGUAUAGCAGAGCGAUACUAUUAUAUAUUAUUUCAGUUGUAUAUUAAUAUUCCUACUAAAGAUAGUCUUCUUAUGAUUUUAAAAUAUGAUUUUCUGUUGAAAGCAUUCAAAUUCUUCUUACGCAAAUUAUCGAAUUGUAAAUAAGUAAGUAAUUGAGGGAAUGAUAAGUAAACAAGAUUUUUUAAAAAACACUUCAAUAGCUUAGCUUUAUUGUCAAGUAAAAACGGAUGAAAUUAUUUGUUUAAAACAUCUUUUGAUACUCGUGGUUGAAUCAUGAAUUUAUCAUAGGUAAUCAUUCUGUUGGCAUAAAUUAUCUCAAAAUAAUGAGUUUAACUCUAUUUGUAUCUUGAGUUUUUAUUAUUUUCUAUUCAGUUGGCAUGAUUCAAAUCAUAGACCUUAUCUCCAAAGACUAUUGAUCUCAUUCAAUUUCAGUGAUCGUAUAUUUGUGUUUGGUCAGUUGCACAUCAGAAUACGUAAUUUUUAGUUUACAAUAUUUAAAUAACUGUUUUCAUCCGAAAACCUCUAAUGCCAUGUUAUGAUUGAAUUUAGUGCAACAAUAGUAAUAACAUGAUAAUAAUGUUCAAUUCACCUUUUCAGUACAAGAGUUCACUGCUCUCUUUGCACUGUAGGCUGUAUGUGGAAUCCCAGCUAUUUAAACAAUCCGAGCAAUUUACUUAUAAAUUAAAAUGUUCUAUUAAUGAUGACAACUUGGAGUACAGUAGCCUAAUCGUAGAGUUUCAAUUAGAUCUGGUUUUCAUCGUGUUCCUGUACAUAAAUCCCAGUGGAGUUUAAAAUUAAUUUCCAAGUGAAAAUCAAUACCGUAAUUUAUUUAAAUGAAAGAAAUAGUCCUCAUUUUAUGUUAUCUUAAUUAACAUCAUAUUAUAUUCUUCGAUUUUCCAGAAAUGGUAAUAAUAACGGCUUAAUCACAAAACGUCUUGUUUCUUCAAAUUGAAUUCAAUCAAUGAAAUAUUUUGUAGGAAUUACUAAGAUAUUUCAUGAGUGGUUUUAAAAUUAUAAUACUGUAUUCAAAAUUGUAUCGAAUUCUGUAUACUUUUAAUAAACCAAUAGUAUAGUGGACUAAACCAAAAAUAUAAAUGCUCUAAUUCCACUGGGCUUUAACACUGCGUCUGAAAAUCUUACCAUUCACCUUACACAUUGAUGAUUUUUGUGUUAAAUAUUUUCAUUCUGUUUUAUUACUAAGAUGUAAAUUAUUCUCAAAACCAACUACAAUCAUUCAUGGAAUUCAAAUUUAGAAAUUACAACAUUUCAAUUUUCCAAUGUUAAUAUGUCAUUCACAUUUCAUCACUCACUUGAACGUUGUAUUAUUAAUGUCUUGAAGCUUCCAAAUGAGCUUUUUAUUGGAUGUUUUAGAUGUUAAUUGAAAUAUAUAUGUAUGUAUAUAUAUAUAUAUUUAUCACUUGCUGUCUAAUAUAGAUGUGUGUUAAUAAUUUUGAAUCGAUGUAAAAUCGAGAGAUGUUGAAAGCUACGUUAUGUUCUAGACUGCAUGAUAUUUAAAUAUUCAGUAUAUGUAUGCACUAUUUGAAAGUGUCAAAUGUUUGUCUCUAUUUCCAUUGUUGGGUAUAAUUCAACGUUUGAAUUGUGUGUUCGUACUCAACAUCAGUCGAUGUUGUACUCACUUGAAUGGAAAUUCCAUGUUGGUAACCAUGGUACAGAUCAUUAAAUGCACUGUUGCAUUAUAUGGUAUAGUACGGUACCUUUAUAAUAUCUUGAUGUACGUACAAAAUUGUGGCAUUGAAUUUAUUGAUGUUUAUAACCUAUUAACAGUAGCUCGUCUUAAAUUUAUGUGCAUUAGUAAGGAUUUUCCAACUCACGUUUUUUACUAAAUUAUUGUUUGUUAAUCAGUUUAAUUAUAUAAAAUAUUUUACAGAACGUGUAAAUUUUUUAAUAUUAUUUUAUUUGUGGAAAUUGAACAAUAUAAAAUAAAAUUUAUGUAAUAGAAAAUGGUUUAGUUACUUGAUCUGUGAAAAUAAUGUAUAUUGUGUUUGUGAUAAUUAUUAUUUGUUGAGUUUUUUAUAUUUUAUGUACUAUAAAAUUUUAAAAUGUGGAUUAAUGAAUGCUAUCAACGGUUGCAGUUAUCAAGUAGUGAUAGAUAUCUAUGAUGUUAAUAAAAUUCUACAUAAAUUCUUUAUUUUUCUAUAUAUUGUGAUACUGGUGGUAUUUAGUUCAAUUUUACAAUGUUAUAUAUAUUUCAAAUUCUUGUCCAAGAACUUGACUGGUUUUUAUAAACUUUAAUGUAAUUAAUAAUUGAAGAACACAUUGAAUUUUUACAAUAGAAGCUCAGAAUUCACAUAUUGGUAGUAGUUUUUUUGUACAAUAUCUAUAAUGAUAUUAAAUCUGUUCUCUAGUCGUGAUAAAUUUGAAAAACGUGUAUUGGAACAUCAAUUAUUACACAUAAUGACUUUCUGUGUUUCUCAAAAUGUCUGAAACAUUCCCUUCAAGUCUGAUGUUAGAAGAAGUAGUUAUGGAAUAUAAAUGUCUCGAUAUUUGUGUAUUGAAUAAAAAAAUUGUUACUAGUGCUCUUUGAUCAUUCAAAUUUUUUUCAGUUUCCAAAUAUUCAAGUUCUGUAUGGCUUUUAAAUUGUUGAAGAAUCUAUUGUGUUUUAAAUAUAUUUCUAUAAAGCUGUUGAUUAUAUUCGAUUGAGUGAAGAUGUUCAUUUUAAUUUGAAUUGAAAAAUAAUAAUUCUAGGUAAAUAUGUAGACUAUUUUCAUUUUUCCUUAUUAGCUACUCAAACUUGUAUCGACAUUUUUAACAGCUUAUUGAAUUUUUAUAUUACUAUAUGUUUUAAUUGUUCAUGAUUUGUGUAAUUCCUACUAGAUUGCCAAUUUUAUCUAGAGAACUGUAUGUUUGCCAUUUUACUUUCAAUGUAUUAGUUUUAAUUUGACUAACUUGUUUAGGACUAAUUAUUUCUAAGAUUUUGAAUCAAGGAAGCACCCUAUUAUGUAAUAAUCAACUGUAUCGGUGUAUUAGAAAAAAAUAUAGUUUUUGCAACUGA
Molecule: messenger RNA, 8816 nt
Organism: Nilaparvata lugens (brown planthopper)
Lineage: Eukaryota; Metazoa; Arthropoda; Insecta; Hemiptera; Delphacidae
Product: maternal B9.15 protein
Exons: 4
Coding region: 388-1263 (291 amino acids)
Biological process (GO): negative regulation of mitotic cell cycle; negative regulation of cell population proliferation
Cellular component (GO): cytoplasm; nucleus
Source: RefSeq, a predicted model, not a curated record